CGAGGCCUGACCAGCCCUCAGAGGGACAGGGGUCGCCUCACUGCGCCAGCAGCCCCCGUCUCCCUCCCUUCUUUCUCUUUCUGCGASCUGCCACAGGAUGGGCUCGGGGAGCACGCUGAAGUUUGCCCUCUGUGAGGUGCUACAGUUUGCAGGCCUGUGUGUGCCGCUCUUCAUCGUAAUGCAGAGAUUUGCCGUCAUCGUAGCAAAGAUGAAAACAUCUGCGCGGCCCCCCGGCGAUGCCAGCAUGGCCUACUGGCUGAUCGUGGCCGCCUCCGUUGCCUACGUCACCUCUACUGCCCUGKUGAUCUGGGUACCCCUGAAGUAUAUGGUCUUUGUGAAGAAGAAGUUCCUCGUUGGGAGGAAGAAAUGGAGACCUGUGGCCCUCGUWUAUGUGAUCCUGUCCACAUUACCCUGCUUUGCCUUUCUCAUUGCCAGCUCUGAGGUCCAAAUAAACAACAACAUAAAACACGAUACAUUCACGGAGCUCCCUGUGUCAUUAGUCUUUUUCUCGUUAAUCUGCAUUGAUGUAGUAGAGAGGAUCCGCCACUGCAGACUGACUGGACAGGCAAAUAACGUGGAAAGAGCUACAGAGAUUCCUUCUACUGUCCUCACUCAUGUAGAACAGAUAACACCAGUCACUCCCAUCAAUCCAACUGUACCUGGACCAGCUGUGUCCGGGCAAGGUGUGCUUGGACAAGGUCUGCCUGGACAAGGUGUGCCCACUCCCCUGCAGCCUGGAGCAAACCCGCUCAAUGACAGGAACCAGAAUGGACCAGGAGCUCGACCAGAAACCAACGGAACAGUCCCUGGGAUACCAGCGACCCCUGGCAGGCCUUUUGAUGUUGGGCUGAGUGCACCAUCAGCGAGCACUACAGCGUAUCAUAUAUCUCCGUACACCUGCACGGGCCCUUUGAGGUUCCUGUGUGUCAGCGACGCCCGGGCGGACGUGUUUGCAGACAGCUUCAUGUUCUGGAUGGAUACAGUGGAGAUGGUGAGGGUGGCGGGACAUCCCCUGGUCUACUACUCAGGCUGGGUUUUUCCCAUCUACAUCUUCAGCUACGUGUCCUGCCUUCGUGUGGUGGUCAUGCCCAACACACCUCUGUUGUCCUCUCUGGGCGUGGCAUUACAGGACUUGCCCUUCUUUUUUGUACGCAUUGGUCUAAUUGCCCUCUUUGGUUUCGUCACACCGAUCCUCUUCCUGAUGAAAAACCUAUUGGUCUGUCUGGCCUUUGUCUAUUUCAACUUCAUGACCAAACUGAGGGUCUUCAACACAGAGAGGAUGUUCUUUUGAGACCAAAUGCUGCAAGGACAAGUAGUGCAACACCGAAAGAGAUGCUGGGACACAAGAAAUGCAGCUUGAUGGAAUUCAGCAGGUGGCUGUACCAGCUUUUCAUGAGUUUGAACUUAGUAUUGAUUGUAAGAACAGAAAAACAAAUAAAACAGAAUGCACUUAAACUAGUUGUUACAGAAAGAGUUACAACUAAAUGUUUACACCUGAUAACUGCCAGAAUUGAACCUUAUUUCAAACUGACUAUGUAACAAGCUACUCACAACAGGUAAGAUUGUUAUUGUUCAAAAUGUUUCAACAAAACUUUACAUCAAAAGAUCCAAACUAUUCCAUUAAAGUUUUCUCAAAUAAAGAUAUUAAAAUAUUUUACAACAGCAUACAAAAGAAUGGUAUACAAUAAAACUAAUAAAAACAGACAAAAUAUUUAAAAUGAAUUAACCUUAAGAUUGAAAUAUAAUGCAAUAUUA
Austrofundulus limnaeus is the source of this 1755-nucleotide messenger RNA. RefSeq names its product transmembrane protein 236. The record is from RefSeq and is a predicted model, not a curated record. Bases 98 to 1291 code for a protein of 397 amino acids. NCBI's taxonomy places the organism in Eukaryota, Metazoa, Chordata, Actinopteri, Cyprinodontiformes, Rivulidae. The transcript has 4 exons.